Messenger RNA from Galeopterus variegatus (Sunda flying lemur), 2226 nucleotides. RefSeq names its product annexin A11 (gene ANXA11). The transcript is spliced from 14 exons. Gene Ontology annotation, molecular function: calcium-dependent phospholipid binding; calcium ion binding. Lineage: Eukaryota; Metazoa; Chordata; Mammalia; Dermoptera; Cynocephalidae. Bases 7 to 1515 code for a protein of 502 amino acids. The record is from RefSeq and is a predicted model, not a curated record. Gene Ontology annotation, cellular component: cytoplasm. Gene Ontology annotation, biological process: phagocytosis; cytokinetic process.
UUAACCAUGAGCUAUCCAGGAUAUCCCCCGCAUGGCCACCCACCACCUCCGCCAGGUUGUGGCCCCUGGGGAUGUGCUGGCUACCCGCCACCCAACAUUCCCCCCAUUGGGCUGGAUAAUGUGGCCGGCUAUGCAGGGCAGUUCGACCAGGACUACGUCUCGGGAAUGGCGACCAAUAUGUCUGGGACGUUUGGAGGAGCCAAUGUGCCAAACCUGUAUCCUGGAGCCCCUGGGGGCGGUUAUCCUCCAGUCCCCCCUGGGGGCUUCGGUCAGCCCCCUUCAGCCCAGCAGCCUGUUCCUCCAUAUGGAAUGUACCCUCCUCCUGGAGGAAACCCACCCUCUGGGAUGCCCUCAUAUCCACCAUACCCAGGGGCCCCUGGGCCAGGCCAGCCCAUGCCACCCCCUGGGCAGCAGCCCCCAGGGCCCUAUCCUGGACAGCCACCAAUGCCCUACCCUGGGCAGUCGCCAGUUCCACCCCCUGGGGAGCAGCAGCCGGUGCCAAGCUACCCAGGAUACCCAGGGCCCGGGACUGUCACCCCUGCUGUGCCCCCAGCCCAGUUUGGAAACCGAGGCACCAUCACAGAUGCUUUUGGCUUUGAUGCCUUGCAAGACGCCGAGGUCCUGCGGAAGGCUAUGAAAGGCUUUGGGACUGAUGAACAGGCCAUCAUCGACUGCCUGGGGAGUCGCUCCAACAAGCAGCGGCAGCAGAUCCUCCUGUCCUUUAAGACAGCCUACGGCAAGGAUUUGAUCAAAGAUCUGAAAUCCGAACUGUCAGGAAACUUUGAGAAGACAAUCUUGGCUCUAAUGAAGACUCCAAUCCUCUAUGACGUUUAUGAGAUAAAGGAAGCCAUCAAGGGGGCUGGCACUGAUGAAGCCUGCCUGAUUGAGAUCCUCGCUUCCCGCAGCAACGAGCACAUUCGGGAACUGAACAGAGCCUACAAAGCAGAAUUUAAAAAGACCCUAGAGGAAGCCAUUCGAAGCGACACAUCAGGGCACUUCCAGAGGCUCCUCAUUUCUCUCUCUCAGGGAAACCGGGAUGAAAGUACAAAUGUGGACAUGUCCCUUGUCCAAAAAGAUGCCCAGGAGCUGUAUGCGGCUGGGGAGAAUCGCCUGGGAACAGACGAGUCCAAGUUCAACGCAAUUCUGUGCUCCAGGAGCCGGGCCCACCUGGUGGCAGUUUUCAAUGAGUAUCAGAGAAUGACGGGUCGAGACAUUGAGAAGAGCAUCUGUCGGGAGAUGUCUGGGGAUCUGGAGCAUGGCAUGCUGGCUGUGGUGAAAUGCCUCAAGAAUACCCCAGCCUUCUUUGCUGAGAGACUCAACAAGGCCAUGAAGGGACUAGGAACAAAGGACCGGACCCUGAUCCGCAUCAUGGUGUCUCGCAGUGAGAUCGACCUCCUGGACAUCAGAUUGGAGUAUAAGCGGAUGUAUGGCAAGUCGUUGUACCACGACAUCACGGGAGACACUUCUGGGGAUUACCGGAAGAUUCUGCUGAAGAUCUGUGGGGGCAACGACUGAGCAGUGACUGUGGGCUUACUUCUGCCCACCUGCCAGCAACAGCGAUGCCAGGAAAAGGCCAAAAGAAUGUCUGUUUCUAACAAAUCCACAAAAUAGACCCCAAGGUGUACUCUUCUCCGUCUGCCCCUCCCGAUCCAUGCAUUGUGCUGAAGGACCUGGGUGCGUCUAGAACUCCCUCAGGAUGCCUUCCCCUUCUCUCACAGCCCCUUGCUGCUAAAGUAGAUGUUUUAUUUCCUGACUUGUGCAGUCAUUCACCGUUGGUUGCAGCUAAGACUCUUGGCUUCUUUUUAGUUGUAUAAUUUUAUAUUUUUAUUUGGCGGCAUGUUUUCUUUUUUUUUUUUUACAGUCAUUGCCAGACAGAUACAUACAAGUCUGUUUGCUACAUACACAUUUCUGGUGAGAGUGAUUGGGUAGGUGGAGCACCAUGUCCUCACUGAGGAGAAAAAAGGAGGAACUUUAAGUGUAAACUUUGCAUUGAGUGAGAAUGUGUCACGAGCUUUGUUAUUGCCAAACACUCCUUUCUAGAAAAAAAAAAAAAAAGGACAGAAAGUCAUCUGUUCCAUCUUCCAUGCAAAACCACGAGAACAAAGCCAGUUCCCUGUCAGUGACAGGGCUUCUUGUAAUUUGGAAUGUGCCUUAAACCUGAAUGUCUGUAGCCAAAAGCUGUGUCCAAAUUAAAGUCAGCCAGCUCUGGAACAUUCUGGAAAUGUC